AUUUGCAAUUAACCCAAAAAUUAAUGAUUUAUGCUUCUGUCAUAGUCCAACCAUACCUUUAAAGACACUCGCCUAUUUGGAAAUCUUUAAAUAUUUUUAAUAUAUAUAACCCAUUAAAUCCCUACACAUUUAUCAAAGCAUCCAUGCAAGUAAUUUGAAUCGCGAUAUCACCAGCGCACAUGCCUUCCACCAAUAAUAGAUGGAAACUGAAGAAUCUGUUGAUAUCUAGCUGUGCAUCUCGGCAACCGAGAAGCGCCACCACUCCGCAGAUGAUCAACGACAGUUUCGCCGUCGCCGUGGUCAAGGAAUCCGACGAUCCGUAUCGCGAUUUCCGGCAAUCGAUGCUUGAAAUGAUCUCCGAGAAAGAGAUAUAUUCGAGGAGCGAUCUUCAGCAGCUCCUCCGCUGCUUUCUCGACCUAAAUCCGCCCCGCCACCAUGAGAUCAUAGUUCGCGCCUUCAUCGAUAUAUGGAACGCCGCCGAGGACAGAACACCGCCGCCGUCGUUUAAAUAAAAAGUUAUAUAUGUAAAUAUGCGUGGAAUGAAAUAAUAAUGGUAAGUAGCUCUCUUUUAGAUGUUGUGCUUUGUUUUGUGCAAGUGUAUUUUGGAUGUUACUAUAAUGUUACCCAAAAAAUCUAAUGACUAUAAA
Salvia miltiorrhiza (redroot sage) is the source of this 647-nucleotide messenger RNA. Its product is annotated as transcription repressor OFP6-like. Gene Ontology annotation, biological process: negative regulation of DNA-templated transcription. Bases 180 to 512 code for a protein of 110 amino acids. NCBI's taxonomy places the organism in Eukaryota, Viridiplantae, Streptophyta, Magnoliopsida, Lamiales, Lamiaceae. The transcript has a single exon. The record is from RefSeq and is a predicted model, not a curated record.